Nomascus leucogenys (northern white-cheeked gibbon) is the source of this 3127-nucleotide messenger RNA. It is a transcript of the gene TMEM269, whose product is annotated as transmembrane protein 269. The record is from RefSeq and is a predicted model, not a curated record. Lineage: Eukaryota; Metazoa; Chordata; Mammalia; Primates; Hylobatidae.
GGCCAAUGUACUUUCCUUCUUCCUCUCCAUCACUUCUUCCCUUAAGUUAAAGUGUUAGAGAAGACCUUCUUCCCAUAAAAAGAUUCUGUGUGAUCUGCCACUCUCAGGACUCAGCAUGUUCCUGCUUUGCUGAUCUUGCUGUUCUUCCCACACACCAAGCUCACUGCUGCUCAUUUACAUUUGCUGUCUCAUCUGCUUGGAGCAUGGCCUCCAAGAUCUUUGCAGCCCCAGGUAAGGGUACCAGUUUCUUCUUGAGCCAUGACCAGAGCCAUUCCCAGAUAAAUGAGGUUUCCUGGAAGGAUGUUACCAGUGCCUUAUCUCUGGCCAACAUGGUGCUGGGGCUCUUCUCCAUCAUCUUCAGCUUCAGCAGGAAACACCACUAUGCCUCCUGGAUGCUCCUGGUCAGCUUCCUGUUAGACAUGGCAGUCAGGGCAAUGACCAGCCACAUAAACAUGUGCUCCAAAUUGGGAGCUGAGCUGAAUGACUUUGCCGUCUUCACCACCUUCGGCUUGGCCUCCGCUCUGCUCCUAGGCGUGGAUGGACUUCUGAGUGGGAUCCUGGCCAUCAUCUAUGUGUCAGCUGCUUCUUUCCACUUGUGCUUUUAUUCACCUGGAGUCCCCUUCGCAUACAAGGGUCUACCCUGCCCCUAUGCUUCCUGCAUCUUGGCUUCCACCUCCCUUCUGACCAAAGGCAACAGGUUCAUCCUCUGCUGCAUGGCCUCACUCAUGAUUCUCUUCAUGAUGGACCAGAGCUACUAUCCAUAUGACAAAAUCCUGGAGUCUGAGAACUGGAAAAAAUUGGUUUAUAUAGGAGGUGUCAUCAUGCUCUUUUUCUCCCCAUUGUCUCUGUCGGCUUUUUACUGCCUGAUGUGGUCGCUCUCGUACAUCUUCUUUCCAGAUGCUCUGUGGGGCAAGGCAGCCUGUCUUUCGCCACAGCACUGAGGAAGCUAAGCAGCUCUACCAGCUUCUGCCGGCCUCUGUGGGUUUGUGUCAGCAUAUUGGGUCAAGCCUGCACUAAAGUUUUGCAUGUACCUGUGUUGUCAUAUACUAGAUAUAUGGUAUGUCUGUUGCCAUGAAGUGAGAAACCCAAAGCAGGGUCAGUGACCUUCACUUCUCUUUAUUCAGGGUUCUGACUCCCUUGCGGACAAUACUUGUUUAUGUCAUGUAGAACAGAAUAUCCCCCCGCCUCAAGCUCAGUGUGGGCUGGGUUUGGGUUCCAGCUCCAUUACCAGCCGGGUGACUGUGUGCUACUAAGGUCCAUCCCUUGGAAAGGAGAGCCUUCAGAACUGGUAUUGGCCUCGGCCUCAGCCCUGCCUGGUGGGGCUUCCUGAAGCAUUUCUUACUCUUGCAGACUCUGGCUCUGAGAAUGGAGCUAAUCACAGGACUCUUGUUGCCCAGUUUGAAUGUGUGUAGGAUUUUGUAACUUCAACAUUCUGUAUUUUAAUAGUUCAAAGCUGCUGCCUUUUGCUUUGUUUAGCAAUUAGAUACAUUGGUGACACAGGGCAUCAUCUGGCUUGCAGGAUCUCAUGUGAAUUUUCUUUCCUAUGCUGGAAACUACUAAACUCUAGCUAUUCAGAUGCCAUUUCAUAUUCUAAAAUCCAAAUCAAAUAGAAAUAAACAGUACUGUAUGGCAAAGUUGUACCUCACCUAGAACUCGGGUCCACUGAGCCCCCAGCGCAGAUAGACAUUCCACCUCCCAGAUGGUGGAAAAAAGGAUUGAUGGCUGGUUCUGCUCCACCCUCAGAGACUGUGCCAGAACACCUUCUACCCUGGAUAUAACAUUUUUAAGUUUCCAGAACAAUGUAUGUGGUAAAUAUACAUCUAUUCUCAAAUUAGAUGUUUAAAAAUAAAAACCCAAAGUAAGAUUUGGCUGUAACAGAAUAGUGCCUUCCUGUUAAAUCAUUCAUAUGUUCCUAGUUAGAUGGAUUUGCCUGUGUCCCAUGACUUUAUAUCUCCUUCAGUUUAAGUUUUGUAUUUUUGCUAUCUGCCAUAGUGCCUGACACUCAGAAAUGUUCACUUUGUAUAUGAAUUGAUUUAGUUGUGGAUUCUAGUGAGUUACAUACAAGGUUUCUAUAAUGUGGUAAGAAUUACCACAAAUAUACACAGGCUUAGACCUUUCAAUACGAUGUCCUUCAAUGCUAUACAUUGAUUUCAAUGUGAUGCUCCCCUUAAUCAAAGCAUUUUAGGAACUCCAAUUUGAAAAUGGUCUUCACAUAAAUUCUUAAGGACCAAGCAGCUGUAACAAUGCCUGAAUAAACAGGUGCUCAACAACACCACCACCAAAAAGCGAAAAACAGGUUUUAUUCUGAACUGACUAAAUUUUUUCCAAAAACCUAACAUUUGAGAUUAGCCAAUUAUGUCAUAUUCUUAAAUCAAAUUAGAUAUCAUAUUUGGACUCAAAUGCCUUGUGGCUCUUUCUAAAAUUUGAAACUAUGUUGAAAGGAAAAAGAUGCAAUUCUGAAAGAGAAUUUCCAUGUCCAUUUUAAGUGACAGCAGCAGAGUUAAAUAUACAGACCCCCAGGAGGACAGCUUUGAAAAGUAAAAUGCCCAUUUGCAUGUGUAAAUUAUGGCUUGAUUGUAACGGCAAUAAUUCAUACUUAAUUGCCUCCAGUUUUUUUUGUAGGUUAAUGACACUAGGAUAGUUAUAGGUCAGCUGACAGCCAGUUAACAGAGGGAUCUGUACUUCCUUGCAUCUCUCUGAGAGUAUGAUUAUACUUCUAUAUGGGCUUGAGGGUCUCAGAUACUAAGGCUACUCAUUCAAUGCCUUUGCUUCCUCAGAUAGUGGUUUUCUAAAAUAGAAUGUCUCUUCUUGGGCUUCCUCUUAGGAACAAGGGAGAAGGCCAAGACUUUAAAAUCUGCACUUCUCAAAUGAAUACAUGAAGCCAGUGGGGUUUAGGCAGUUCUCUUUGUCCUAAACUUGAUAGAGAGUGUAGAUUUCCCUCCUGGUCAACUUCUAGUCCCUUUUUCCUAACCUGAAGUCCUACUUCUGUGUCUGAUAAGCAGAGUCAAGUGACUGAGAAUUCUGCUACUCUUUUAGCCCUGUGACCUUGAAUAAAACGUUUAAUCUCGGCCGGGCACGGUGGCUCAAGCCUGUAAUCCCAGCACUUUGGGAGGCCGAGGCGGGCGGA